AAACCAAAAAUCAAAACCAAAGGGUGGUAGUAGUAGUAUUGUAGUGGUGCCGGCCAGCCGACAAUUACGGGAGCCAAUGUGGGUCCCUUCACUUUUAUAAACUCAAAUCACUUCUCACUUCACUUCGCAAACCCUUUCUUUUCUCUCUUCUUGUGUUGUUUUUCUUUGUUUUCAUGGCUUCUUCUUCAACUUCUUCAGCGAAUCGUGAAGGACACUACAGAGGUGUUAGGAAGCGACCAUGGGGACGCUACGCCGCUGAGAUUCGCGAUCCGUGGAAGAAAACGCGUGUUUGGCUGGGUACAUUUGACACUCCUGAAGAAGCUGCUCUUGCUUACGACGGCGCCGCUCGUUCUCUUCGUGGAGCUAAAGCAAAAACCAACUUCCCACCGGCGCCGGUCGCCGGAGGACUUUGUUUGGAUCUCAACGCUCCUUCUUCUGAUCUCCGAUGGCCAUCUGUCCCUUCACGUGGCCGUGUGCUUACUGAGUUUCUUCAAACUGGUGUUCUCAAGGAUUUCAACCCUCCUCCACCUCCACCCAUCGGCGGGGUGGUUGGACAGAGGCAUAAUGAAGUUACUCUUGCUGUCGCCGGCAGAACUAUGGUGGCUGAGAACUCUCCGACGGCGGCUUACUUGGGACUUGUUCGACGUGGGAUUCCGAUUGACUUGAAUGAACCUCCACCGUUGUGGCUUUGAAAAACCCUAGACAAAUAAGUAGCGUAAAAUGAGAUGAUUUAUUGUAGUUUUUUAACGGCGUCGUUUUAGGAUCUUAUCUAAUUAAUCUUGUCUUUUUCUCCCUUAUUAGCGGCAUAGUUAUCAUGAGGGAGUAUCUACCUAUCUUAUCUUUGUAAUGUAUCUAUGGCAAUCUAACAUUUAAAAAAAAAAAAAUGAAGUACUUUAUGAUAUUUUAUUUA
Molecule: messenger RNA, 910 nt
Organism: Medicago truncatula (barrel medic)
Lineage: Eukaryota; Viridiplantae; Streptophyta; Magnoliopsida; Fabales; Fabaceae
Product: ethylene-responsive transcription factor 12
Exons: 1
Coding region: 174-692 (172 amino acids)
Biological process (GO): regulation of DNA-templated transcription
Molecular function (GO): DNA binding; DNA-binding transcription factor activity
Source: RefSeq, a predicted model, not a curated record